AUGGCGGGCGAGGGGCCUCCCCUCUGGCCGCGGUGCUGCACCGCCUCGGUCCAUGUGGGUGCGGAUGAGGCUGCGCUGCGCUCCGGGGCCGGGGGGGGGCAGCAGGCGGCCGAGCUCUCCGAGCAGCCGAGGUUGACAGAGCAGGUCUGGCUCAUUCUCCCAGCACACAGGCCUUUGGAGUGGCAGGUGGCUUGCCCUGACACCUCGACAGGUGACCAGGCACACUUUGCAGAUCAGGAGAUGCUGCGGCACCCAAGCAGACAUGGAGCCAGCAUUGGAGCCCAGGCGGGAGAAGUUGCGAGCGGCGAAGAGAGACAGAGAAGGGGAAAAAACACCCCGACACUCACCCGCCCCAUCCCUCCUGCAGCUCCGCUUCCUGCCCAGCUCAGCUCGCUGCAGCGUGACCGCUCCGCUCCUCUCCAUCUCCGGCACCCUGGGCACCCCGGGCCCGGCGGCAGCGCCAUGGGCAACGCGGCCGGGGGCAUGGAGGGGGCUGCGGCCAGAGAGAACCGAGACCCCCGGGCUCCGGGCCCCGCCGCCGCCGCCGCCACCCCACCGCGGCCGCCGCCGCCCGCCCGGCAGCCCAUGCCCUCCGCGGACGAGCUUGAGGAGCGCUUCAGCCGCGUCCUGAGCUCCAUGAACCUGCCCCCAGACAAGAUGAAGCUGCUCAGCCAGUACGACAAUGAGAAGAAGUGGGAACUUGUCUGUGACCAGGAGCGUUUCCAGGUGAAAAACCCGCCGUCUGCCUACAUCCAGAAGCUGAAGAGCUACUUGGACACGGGCGGUGUGAGCAGGAAGUUCAAGCGGCGAGUGCAGGAGUCAACACAGGUGCUCCGGGAGCUGGAGAUUUCCUUGAGGACCAACUACAUCGGCUGGGUCCAGGAGUUUCUCAACGAGGAGAACAAGGGGCUGGACGUGCUGCUGGAGUACCUCGCCUUUGCCCAGUGCUCUGUCGCGUAUGACAUGGAGAGCACUGAGAAUGGCAGCCCGGGCUCUGAAAAGGGCAAACCCCUGGAGCGGUCAGUUGAGGACCUGAGCAAAAGCAACUCCUCAUCUCCCACACACGGCAUCUCCAAAGUGCGGCACCUCACCGUCAGGCUCAACCCCUCGCACAGCAGGAAGGCACUGAGGAAUUCUCGCAUCGUCAACCAGAAGGAUGAUGUCCAUGUCUGCAUCAUGUGUCUCCGUGCCAUCAUGAACUACCAGUCUGGCUUCAGCCUGGUGAUGAACCACCCAGCCUGUGUCAACGAGAUCACCCUGAGCCUCAACAACAGGAAUGCCAGGACAAAGGCACUCGUGCUGGAGCUGCUGGCUGCAGUCUGCCUGGUCCGAGGUGGCCAUGACAUUAUCCUCGCUGCCUUUGACAACUUCAAGGAGGUCUGCGGUGAGAAGAACCGCUUUGAGAAACUGAUGGAGUAUUUCCGAAACGAGGACAGCAACAUCGACUUCAUGGUCGCCUGCAUGCAGUUCAUCAACAUCGUGGUGCACUCGGUGGAGAACAUGAACUUCCGCGUAUUCCUACAGUAUGAGUUCACCCACCUGGGGCUCGACCAGUACCUGGAGAGCCUGCGUCUCACCGAGAGCGACAAGCUGCAGGUACAGAUCCAAGCCUACCUGGACAACGUCUUUGAUGUGGGGGCCAUGCUGGAGGACUCAGAGACCAAGACGGCUGUGCUGGAGCACAUGGAGGAGCUGGAGGAGCACGUCAGCCAGCUGACGGAGAAGCUGCAGGAUGUGGAGAACGACUCCAUGGCCAAGAUAGCGGAGCUGGAGAAGCAGCUGAGCCAGGCGCGGCGAGAGCUGGAGGCGCUGCGGGAGCAGCUCAGCCCGCCGCGGCCGCCCAGCCCGCCGACCCCGCAGCCACAGGAGUGCUACCGGCUGGCACUGGAGCGACGGCUGGCAGAGCUGGAGGAGAAGGGGUUAGUGCAGAUCCUGCGUGGGCCCGAUGGAGACGUCGCCAUCGAAAUUGUCCCCGUCGUCAUAGAAACUACAGCAGCCCCCGUGGUAACCGGAGAGGCCACCGCCACCAGCACAGAUACUCCGGCUCCAGCUCCAUCUCCUGCCCCAGCACACGCUGCCCCACCACCACCCUCACCGCCACCCCCCCCCCCGCGGGCGGGGGGGGGGGCUGGGGCCCCCGGGGCCCCUGGCCCCCCACUGCCCACCGGGGCGGCCCCCCCCCCAGCCCCUCCACUGCCAGGUGCCCAGGUACCCCCACCACCCCCACCGCUCCCUGGGGGCCCGGAGGGCCCUGUGCCACCGCCACCACCACCCCCACCGCUCGGUGGGCAGCCCCAUGCUGGGCCAGGUGCCCCCCCCACUGCCAACGGUUCAGUGAAGGUGAAGAAGCCGAUCCAGACCAAGUUCCGCAUGCCUGUAUUUAACUGGGUUGCACUGAAACCGAGCCAGAUCGAUGGCACCGUCUUCACCGAGCUCAACGAUGAGAAAGUGCUGCAGGAGUUGGACAUGAGUGAUUUUGAGGAGCAGUUCAAGACCAAAGCGCAAGGCCCCGGCCUGGACAUCAGCGCCCUAAAGGUGAAGGCCACACAGAAAGCUCCCAGCAAGGUCACGCUCAUGGAGUCCAACAGGGCCAAGAACCUGGCCAUCACACUCCGCAAAGGCGGCCGCAGCAUCCAGGACAUCUGCACGGCCAUUGAGACGUACGACCAGCAGGCGCUGAGCCUCGAUUUUCUGGAGCUGCUGCUGCGCUUCCUGCCCACUGAGUACGAGCGGAUGCUCAUCGGGAAGUUUGAGCGGGAGCAGCAGCCUGCGGAGGAGCUCUCGGAGGAGGACCAGUUCAUGAUCCGCUUCAGCAAGAUCCCGCGCCUGGCCGAGCGCAUGAACGUCAUGAUCUUCCUGGGCAACUUCAGCGACACAGCCCAGCUGCUCAUGCCGCAACUCAACGCCAUCAUCGCCGCCUCCAUGUCCCUCAAGUCCUCCAGCAAGCUGCGCAACAUCCUCGAGAUCGUCCUGGCCUUUGGGAACUACAUGAACAGCAGCAAGCGUGGGGCAGCCUAUGGCUUCCGCCUGCAGAGCCUCGAUGCGCUGCUGGAGAUGAAAUCAACAGACCGUAAGCAGACACUGCUGCAUUACCUGGUGCGGGUGAUCACAGAGAAGUACCCAGAGCUGACCGGCUUCCACACCGAGCUGCAUUUUCUUGACAAGGCGGGCACAGUGUCCCUGGACGGCGUGUUGCAGGACGUGCGGAGCCUGCAGCAGGGCAUGGAGCUCACCCGCAAGGAGUUCAUGCGGCAGGAUGACAGCCUCGUGCUCAAGGAGUUCCUCAAGGCCAACACGGAGCUGAUGGAGAAGCUGCAGGCCGACAGCAAAACUGCCAAGGAGGCCUAUGAGUCGGCCGUGGAAUACUUUGGGGAGAACCCCAAGACCAGUCCCCCCACUACAUUCUUCCCCAUGUUCAUGCGCUUCAUCAGAGCCUACAAGAAAGCAGAGCAGGACAUCGAGCUGUGGAAGAAACAAGAGGCUGCGGCCAAGGAGGCAGAGUCCGGCCGCCCCGGCAGUGAGGAGCAGCUCAACCUGAAGUCACCAUUCCAGAAAGCCAAGCGGCAGCAGAUGGACAUGAUUGCUGAGCUGAAGAAGAAGCAGAUGGUGAAGGAGCCGCUCAUUUAUGAAGGCAAAGACGGGGCCAUCGAGGACAUUAUUUCAGAUCUGCGGAACAACCCGUACCGGCGUGCAGACAAGGGCCGCGGCAGCGCCAAGAAGCGGGCGGCGGGGCAGAGCCUGCAGGCCACGCCAGACAUCUCGCUGUGAGGGGAACCGGGACCUGGGAUGGCACGGGGUGCGGAGCGGUGCCCACGCUCAGUGCCGGCUGCCCCACUGCCCCGCACACCUUUGGGUCGACCGGGGCUGCCCCGGCGCUUGCUUAGUGAUGCUGCUGAGCUCUUCUCCAGUGGGCAGAGCGGGGAGCGACGGGAGCCCCUGCCCAGAGCUGCUUUGUUGCACUCCAGGCCUCGGGGGCAGCCCUGCACCGCUGUGCCCCUUCAGCCUGCUGGUGCCUUUGACCUCCUGCUCCUGGAGAGGAGGAGGAGGGCUGCCAGACGGGGCUGCAGCGCUGCCGGUGCCCCUUUCAUCCCUGUGGAGCCCUUUGACACCACGUUCUCCUCCACCGCAGAGCCGGGCGGGCGCAGGCUGCGCCUCUCCAGCACGGAGCUGCUGCAAACAUCCCACCCUGGGCGCGAGCCCCAGGAGCUGGCAGGGGUGCUAUUUUACACUCACUUUCUACGUCUUCCUGAACAUCUCUGUGCUGAGGGAGCAGGGCCUGGCGCUGCCGUGGGUUCCCAAUGGGUGAGCAGCGCUGGCCCGCGGCUCCCAGCCCUGCUGCUGCUGCUCACAGCCGUGCCCCACACUGCUCAGCUGCCCCCCGCUCCCUUCCCCACGGUCGCUGCCCACAUCCUGGCCCCCCAGGAAAGCCACAGGCAGCGCAGCUCCCCGCUGUAACUACGCUGCUCAGUGCCAUGCACCGCUCCGAGGGAGGGAUGGGAAAUGAAUGUGUAACUUAUAAAUGCCUUUAAGCCAGAAUGUAAAACAUUAACUGCUCAUUUGUAUACAUUAUUAUUUUUAUAUACCGAGGGCCUGUUAAAGCAGAACUGGUAAUAAACCGACCCCGAGGGUGAAGCGGUGUCUGCGGGACGGGCUGAGCUGUGUGCUGGGAGCGCAGUCACGCAACCCGGCCGCAGCGCCCUCUCCUCGCUCUCUGGGACAGCACACCAAUGAAAACCAGUAGUCUGCCUUUCUUUUCUUCAUCCC
This is a messenger RNA of Lagopus leucura (white-tailed ptarmigan), 4764 nucleotides long. RefSeq names its product formin like 1 (gene FMNL1). Gene Ontology annotation, biological process: cortical actin cytoskeleton organization; cell migration; regulation of cell shape. Gene Ontology annotation, molecular function: actin filament binding; small GTPase binding. Gene Ontology annotation, cellular component: cytosol. NCBI's taxonomy places the organism in Eukaryota, Metazoa, Chordata, Aves, Galliformes, Phasianidae. The record is from RefSeq and is a predicted model, not a curated record.